Molecule: messenger RNA, 309 nt
Organism: Zalophus californianus (California sea lion)
Lineage: Eukaryota; Metazoa; Chordata; Mammalia; Carnivora; Otariidae
Product: U6 snRNA-associated Sm-like protein LSm3
Exons: 1
Coding region: 1-309 (102 amino acids)
Biological process (GO): P-body assembly; mRNA splicing, via spliceosome
Cellular component (GO): U6 snRNP; P-body; catalytic step 2 spliceosome
Molecular function (GO): RNA binding
Source: RefSeq, a predicted model, not a curated record
AUGGUAGAUGACGUGGACAAGCGACAAACUACCAAUACUGUAGAAGAGCCCCUGGAUCUCAUCAGGCUCAGCCUGGAUGAGCAAAUUCAUGUGAAAAUGAGAAAUGACAAAGAGCUCCGAGGCAGAUUACAUGCUUAUGAUCGGCAUUUAAAUAUGAUAAUGGGGGAUGCGGAAGAAACCAAGACUACUAUAGAAAUUGAGGAGGAAACAUAUGAAAAGAUACAUAAAUCAACAAAAUGGAAUAUUCCCAUGUUUUUUGUCCAGGGAGGUGGUGGUGUACUAGUUGCCCCUCCAUUAAGAGUUGGCUGA